Messenger RNA from Vicugna pacos (alpaca), 1291 nucleotides. It is a transcript of the gene PDC, whose product is annotated as phosducin. Lineage: Eukaryota; Metazoa; Chordata; Mammalia; Artiodactyla; Camelidae. Gene Ontology annotation, biological process: regulation of G protein-coupled receptor signaling pathway. Gene Ontology annotation, cellular component: photoreceptor outer segment. The record is from RefSeq and is a predicted model, not a curated record.
UUCAGGGAUCUUAAAUCUGAGCUUAAACCUGUUCCAUUUCAAGAGGAGUUCAGUGGACAACAAUUCUUAUCCACUGAACACAGUCAAGGACACCAGGCACAGAGAACUAAACUAUUACAUCAAAUCUGAAUUCCUAAAAUGGAAGAAGCCAAAAGCCAAAGUUUGGAGGAAGACUUUGAAGGGCAGGCCACACACACAGGGCCCAAAGGAGUAAUAAAUGAUUGGAGGAAGUUUAAAUUAGAGAGUGAAGAUAGUGAUUCAUUCCCACCUAGCAAGAAAGAGAUUCUCAGACAAAUGUCUUCUCCUCAAAGUAGAGAUGACAAAGACUCAAAAGAAAGAUUCAGCAGAAAGAUGAGCAUUCAAGAAUAUGAACUCGUUCACCGAGACAAAGAAGAUGAAAACUGCCUUCGUAAAUAUCGUAGACAGUGUAUGCAGGAUAUGCACCAGAAGCUGAGUUUUGGUCCUAGAUAUGGGUUUGUGUACGAGCUGGAAUCUGGGGAGCAAUUCCUGGAAACCAUUGAAAAGGAGCAGAAAAUCACCACAAUCGUUGUUCACAUUUAUGAAGACGGUAUUAAGGGCUGUGACGCUCUAAACAGUAGCUUAACAUGCCUUGCAGCCGAAUAUCCUAUGGUCAAAUUUUGUAAAAUAAAAGCUUCUAAUACAGGUGCUGGGGACCGCUUUUCCUCAGAUGUGCUCCCCACACUGCUCGUCUACAAAGGUGGGGAACUCCUAAGCAAUUUUAUUAGUGUUACUGAACAGUUUGCUGAAGAAUUUUUUACUGGGGAUGUGGAGUCUUUCCUAAAUGAAUAUGGAUUAUUACCUGAAAGAGAGGUGCAUGUCCUAGAGCAGACCAACAUGGAAGAAGAUAUGGAAUAAAGAUUCACUAUGUCAAUAUCUCCAAUUUCUCCUUUAAGCAGUGAACAUUGAUUUUGGUAGUAUUUAUAUUCCUCUAGAGAACACUAGGUAUAGCCAUGGAUGUUCUAAUUUGGGGAAAAAAACAAGAUUUACACUAAAAUUACAUGAUUAGCAUUUAUUAGUAUUAGUUACUCAAAUUGAUAAAGUGCUUUACUACAAAACAUUGUAGUCUUCAGCAACAUGUUCUAGACAAAGAGGAUGUGGAUAAUAUUGUGAUGGUUUUCAAAAAUCCCUUUCAAGUUAUAUGUUGGCUUUUUUCCUCCUUGUUUUUUCCUUGGUAUUAUUAUUGGGAUUUUCAAAUUACAUUGUUAAUUAUAAUUUUGCUUGUGUAAUAAGAAUAAAAUCUCAUAAGGAAAUACACCUUUUAUCUGAAGUC